UGAUGAGCCACAUGAACAAGGAUGCAGAGCGCCUACGGCAUGAAGGCCUAAUCCUCCAUCUCAGCAAAAACAACCUUUUCGCAGUUAUAUUUCUCAGAAUAUCGGUAAAUCUAUACCCCUUGCUGCGUUUUCGACAUGUCUUCCAGAGUCAUUCUUGCCGGAGAUGCUCCCUACGAUAUGGUGCUCUAUCCACAGAAAUCAACACCCGGACAACGCAAUCUUCAAAUCGACAAGCCGAGGCAGCGCAUGGAGCGGUUAUGGGGAGGGAUACAAUUGAUUUCAGACCUUUUACGAGUAGUGCAGCCUCAAUUGGAAAUAUGUUGUCCUUCCGUUAAGCAGCAUGUUAUGGGGUCUACGACAGAUUCUUCCGCUCGGCAUCUCCUUCAGUUGAGUAUCUAUGACAGUCGUUUGCACUCUAGGAGUACAUCGUCGGUCUCGUAUAGUGUGGAGAAUAUCACCACACUGGAGAGAGAAGGGGGGUGGCACUCGCCUACGGACACCAACAAUACAUCUGGAACUACAGUGUUGGUACUGGAGGAUAUAGAAGACGGUGUUAUUGACAAUGAUGAUGCGAUCGACUUUUUUCUGCGAGCUCAACCCGAUUUCGUCGUCUACCACAUGACCAGUCCACUAGGCGCAGGGAAGCUUUGGGACGUGGCUCGCCUCGGGCCUGUUAGGCGCGAUACCAGAAAGAAAGAUCCAACUAAACUUGCUGUGGUCAUCUCUGCUGAUGACCUGCGUGCUGAAGGUGUCGAGUUGUCCAAGGGCUUAUCUUGGGAAAGGACUUGCGAGGAUUUUGUGUUGAAUAUGAACCCCAACGGCAAGCUAGCCACCCUUGCGACUUGUGCCCAUCUUGUCGUUCUCUUUGGGUGCGACGGAGCGAUCUAUCGCCAGGGGGGAGGGGACCAUAAGCAAACCUUGGUCUUUGAUCCAUCCCGAACUGAGGAAGAUUAUAUCAGAGGGAGGUGGGUGCCAGGCAUUACGGAGGCGUUUAUUGCAGGGAUGACAUCCCAUUUGGCUCAACAGCCACACCCGGGACUGGACGGAAGCAUGAUCCCAGGCCUUCAAGCUGCUAGACUUUUGGUGGCCGAAGGGAUCCAUAGCCAAAGCACAAAGGCAUGUCCUAUUCAUCCGGUUCAGUUGGUGAUGGAGGAUAUUGGACCCAAAGGCCUCCUGUCCAUCACGAUUCCGUCAGAAGACAUCUACGGUGGGACUAAUCCAGACUGGAGUAUAUUACAUAGCCUCCCAGAAAGCGACGCAUUUGAAAUUGCUCGUGACAUUGUACGGGAAGGGCCGUCUGCUGGUCUCCGUCAAGUACCCUUGGCGACGUUCAACAACCUUUUUGUUUAUGAUCGAAGAGAAAUGGAGGACUUUCGAUCAAUCCAUAAAAUAAUCGAGUCCUACAUCACCAAAGAAUCUACACGCCCACUCAAUAUCGCGCUUUUUGGCCCAGGUAGAUGUGGCAAGAGUUCGUCGGCAAUGGAAGUCGCGGUCACAGCAUCUCGUCCUCAUAAAAUUAGGCGUUUGCACUUCAACCUGGGCGAAUUUGAACAACCUAAUGUCUUGGUAAACGCAUUCAAUUCUAUCUGCAAUUCAACACUUGAGGGAUAUUUGACGAUUGCGUGUUUUGAAGGGUUCGACAACGACUUAUUAGAUAAACCUCUUGGCUGGCUUGCCCAUAUGUCGUCUUGUAUGUCUUCUGGCACUUUUCUCGACGUAGGCCGCAGCCCAAAGCAUAUAGGCCGGGCCAUAUUCUUUCUUGAAUCAAGUCAUGCGGCGACAUUCGAUGAGUUUGAAAGGCGAUUGCAAUCCCUGGCGAUAUCCGGAAAGCCGACGGCGAACUAUACAAAAUUCAUUGCUUGUAUUCAUGGUACGGUGAAUAUACGCGGGCCGGGACAAUGUGAUGCGUUUGACACUGUGUUUCCAGUACGACGAGCUGUGAUUUUGCGAAACAUGCUGGAUGAGUUAGCGUCGUGCCAAACAUAUGGUCACCACUUCCCCAUCGAGGACAACGUUCUUAACGGAUUACUUCUAGUUCCGCUGCGCAAUGGGGUGAAAUCUUUACGCUCCUUCUUGAAGAUGUGUAAAUUCGAUGAAAGGCCAACCUUUGAUCGGAUGGCUCUCCCUCCGCCGUCGCAAAUCAGGCUGCACAUGGAUUACGAUGAGUUUAAAGAAUGCAUGGAUUCCCGGAGAUGCCAGGUAACCUGAACUACUCUAGAAAACAGUAUUUGGCAUUUUUCUUUUUCUUCUAAAGUCGAAACGUAUGACGCAUUAGUAGCGAAUGGAGUCCCGUGGUUGAAU
Molecule: messenger RNA, 2301 nt
Organism: Aspergillus ruber CBS 135680
Lineage: Eukaryota; Fungi; Ascomycota; Eurotiomycetes; Eurotiales; Aspergillaceae
Exons: 3
Coding region: 136-2208 (690 amino acids)
Source: RefSeq, a predicted model, not a curated record